Salvia splendens (bonfire salvia) is the source of this 1072-nucleotide messenger RNA. RefSeq names its product ethylene-responsive transcription factor TINY. The transcript has a single exon. NCBI's taxonomy places the organism in Eukaryota, Viridiplantae, Streptophyta, Magnoliopsida, Lamiales, Lamiaceae. Gene Ontology annotation, biological process: regulation of DNA-templated transcription. The record is from RefSeq and is a predicted model, not a curated record. Gene Ontology annotation, molecular function: DNA binding; DNA-binding transcription factor activity. Bases 268 to 969 code for a protein of 233 amino acids.
CUCUCCCUGGCUGCCCCUCUCCAUACUCCAUGUGUGAGUGCGUGCAACCUUACAAUUUUUCACAAAAUUAUGGGCUGAAUUUGGUGCGUCGUUGUCACAUUCCAACGUACACUUAAUAUUUAUUCGUCUCUAUAAUUUGUUGGUUUUUCUAUCAUGUUUCCUAAUUUUGAUCACACCUUUUCAUUCCCCCUCACACUAUAAAUUUCUUUAACACCCUUUAAAUCAUUUCACAAUUCCUCAUUCCGCCCCCAUUAAUCAACCAAAGAAAUGGCCGAGCCUCCGCCGCCGGAAACCACCUCCUCCGCCGAGUCGACUCACGAGUUGGCCGAGUUCAAGGCGAAGAAGAGAGCGAAAGAGAGCGGGAACAAGCACCCGGUGUACAGAGGAGUGAGGAAGCGGAGCUGGGGGAAAUGGGUCUCCGAAAUCCGCCAGCCGCGGAAGAAGUCCCGCAUUUGGCUAGGGACUUACCCCACGGCGGAGAUGGCGGCGAGGGCCCACGACGUCGCCGCGAUGUGCAUCAAGGGGAACUCCGCCAUCCUCAACUUCCCCCAGCUCAGCGGCUCGCUGCCGCGGCCCGAGUCCCUCUCGCCCAAAGACGUGCAGGCCGCGGCAGCGAAGGCCGCGGCGAUGGAGGAGCUCAGCUGCCACCUGAGCUCCUCCAAUUCGCCAUCCUCCUCCUCCUCCUCCUCGUCGACGGUGACAUCAGUUGGCGAGAAGGGGACUGCGGGGUCGGAGGAGCUGGGCGAGAUCAUCGAGUUGCCGAGUUUGGAGGGGAGCUACGAGUCGACCGAGUCGGGUAGCGAGUUGGCGGUGGUUGACCCUGCCGAGGGGUGGCUGCAGCCGCCGUGGUGGGCGUUGGAUAAGAAUUUUUACGAGUACUUCUACGACGAAUUGGGUGGCGGCGACGGCGGCGGUGGUGGUGGGAGUUCGAUUUCAUGCAGCUUUGAGACUGUCAAGUGGAGUUGCUAAAUUUAGGAGGUGUGCCUUGUGCUUUAGUACUUGUACUUUCGGUUUUUUGAUGGUUAAUAUCUCUAUAAGUAAAUAAUCAUUUUCUUCAUUUUCUCACAAAAAA